UAAACGCGAGUUGGAAACACUACCGGUGCCCGAGCAGCGACGACGGACCCUCUCUCUCCGAUAUAUCACAUACUUAGCGCCGCGGCCGACGCGAUUCCGCGCAUACGACGACGACCAUAUAAUAUAUAUACACACGCUGUAUUUUGUACAUUAUAUCAUUAUACCUACGGCUAUAAUAUAUGAUAGUCGACGACGUGUCUUGUGCCGAAUAUAAUCGACUCGACGGAGUCUUCAACACACGCCAUACGCCGAUACAUACCGUGUUGUUACCUAUAUAAGUAUAUCGUAUAUAUAUAUAUAUAUACAUAGAAACGUACUGACCCAAGGCAAUACAUACAUAUAUAUAUAUAUAUAUAUAUACGUAUAUAUUACAUACGCCCACACACUUAUCGAACCGAUCCGCCGAAUAUUUACUAAACCGCGGAUUUUCACACAAAUGACAAGAUGAAACGCAAUUGGAUUAGAACAGAUCGAUUGUGGUGCCUAUUCUUGAUUCUUGCAGUCUCCCAGAUAACGGGAUCCAGUUCAAAGACCGCCAACCAGGUCAAAUUACCGAUACCAACCAAAGAGAGUCUACCGCAGGUGGCCGAAGCGUUAAAUGCAGCUACAUACUUGGUAGACAGCGAUGGACUGGAGAAGAACUUUGAAGGACAGCGUGAUAAUUACAAGAGAUCACCCAGGAAAUUGGGAACUGAUGAUUUGGAUAAGAACUCGGAACAACAAGAGUAUCAAGGAGUAAUGGGACGACCUGGUAUUGACUUUCCGAUAUUGCCAUCUAUACCUCAAACCGAUUUCAGCUGUAGGAAGGUGAAGAAACCUGGUUACUACGCUGAUCCUGAAACUGACUGUCAAGUGUUCCACAUUUGCGAUAAUGGAAGGAAAGUAUCAUUUUUGUGUCCAAACGGUACAGUUUUUCGUCAAUCACAUUUAAUUUGUGACUGGUGGUUCCGAGUGGAUUGUGAAAGGUCAAUCGAAUUGUACGAAGAAAGUGCAGAACAGCUUGCAAUUGACCAGCGGGUUGUUAAAGAGCGUGCUGAAACAUUGGCCAAAGCUAUGUUAAAAGUACAAACAACACCAAAAAAAAGUGAUACUGAUCGAUUCGUAACAGAACGUUCGUUUGGUCCGAGUACAACUGUUUUCAAUUCCGAAAGCCGACUACCUGACCGUGCCAGGUACUUUAGUGGCUAUUCAGGAGACGAAAAUCAAGUUCCCGCUGAAACGGCUUCAUUCGUUGGAAAACAGAUACAAAAUAAUUUCAAUAAUUACUAUCCACAGUCCAAAACACCUGUACAAAGCUGGAACCAAGGUAAUUAUCAAAUACAAUCUUCGACAACAGCACAGCCAACUUGGAAUGGUAACUACCAAAGUGGUUCUUAUCAAGCACAGCCUACAAUAACUCCACAGUCCACCUGGAAUCAAGCUGCUAAUAACAACUAUCAAGGUGGUUCUUAUCAAGCACAGUCUACAAUAACUCCACAGUCUACCUGGAAUCAGGCUGCUAACAACAACUACCAAAGUGGUUCUUAUCAAGCACAGCCUACAAUAACUCCACAGUCCACCUGGAAUCAAGCUGCUAACAACAACUAUCAAAGUGGUUCUUAUCAAGCUCAGUCUACAAUAACUCCACAACCCACCUGGAAUCAGGCUGAUAAUAACAAUUAUCAAAGUAGUUCUUAUCAAUCGCCACCUGUAACGACUGCAAAACCACCUAUCGUUCAAGGAAACAAUAACUUCCAAUCUAGUUACCAACCACAGUUCACCACAAGUGCUCAAUCAAUUCAAGUUUCUACUAGUUCACAAGUAGGUUACCAACCACAACCAACUACUGUUGUGUCUCAGACAAACUGGAACCAAAAGAACAACAAUUAUCAAACUGGAAAUUACCAAACACUGCCCACUACAGCAGCACCACAAAUAAACUGGAAUAAUCAUGGUAACAAUGGUCUUAUAACUGAUAAUCAUCAGUCUUUUACACCCUCAACAACACAAUCAAAUUGGAGCCAAAGCAGUAGUAGUAAUUAUCAAACACCAUUCACAACAGUAGCGGCUCAAACUAAUUGGAAUAAUCAAGGUUCCAAUAAUUUCCAAACUGAAAAUUAUCAAACAACACCAUCAACGACACCAACUCCAGUGAACUGGAAUAAUCACGGUUCCGAUCACCAAGGAACUGUAAAUUCUCAAAAGCAAGUGACGACUACUGUAUCACAAAUAAAUUGGAAUGGUGCUAUUAAUAAUCUUCAAUCAAAUAGUUACAAUGCACAACCAACAACAACGAUACAACCAGAUUUGAACCAAGAAUUUGACACUAUCCAGCCCAAUCUAUUCGAAUCUCAAGAACCUACUACUAUUUUCCCAGCCGAUAACGAACAAACUAUCCCAGCCAAAGAAAGUCAAGUACCCGCGGAAUCCGCUUCAUUUAUAGAUCACCAAAACUCGCCUCGUUUUAAUUUUCAACCAGAAAAUUAUUACACACAAGCUCCUCAGACAAAUGUACCACCUACUACGUAUCCGGUAACAAAUUCUUAUACAAACGAUUAUUCACCAAACGGGGCUUUCUCAUUUGUCGAGUACCAAAGAUCACCCGACACCCCUGUUGUUAGAGAUAGCUCAACUCAAUCAUCUCCAACAAUGACUACAGUAUUGGACUAUAAUUCUGUUGAUAAUUCCACAUUACCACCGUCUGGAGAAACAUUAAUACCGAAUAUGAUUAACUCAUUACAAACACUGACAGAUAAUAAUCUACUUUUUGACUUGGACGGACAAAACAAUUAUCCUUCGCAAACAAACACCGACGAUGAACUGAAUUCCAUCGCAUUGUAUUUUACUAAUGCAAAAAAUCCACAAAUGACCACUGUUGCUAGUGACUUGCAAUUUGGUCGUUUCGACCAAUCGUCUAAAACAUUCACCGAUGGGUUAAGUUCAACUGGUAUUAAUUCUGUGGAGACUACUACACAGGUUGAUAGUUUACAUAUACCUGCGGUUUUGACACAAAAUACAAAGGAGGCGUAUAAUAAGCUUUUCAGAAAUGAUACCGCUAAAGAAUCAAUGAUCUCUGCAAAGUUCGCAGAUACUAGUAAGACUGUAACAAACCCCACAAAUUCAGUGAACCUAGGAUUUGCUCAGGGAUUAAAUUUAAACCGCUCGUCGGCAGAAUUGAGAGAACUGGCUGCAGUAUUUACGCGUGCUUUAACCGCAUAUUUAGACGACCCAGAAAAUUUCCGUAAAAUACUAGCCGAGGUAAGACCGACAGAACCAUCCAGUGUCAAGACUAGUGUUACCGAAGAACAAGAAGUAUUAGAUUUUUCUGACGAUUCAAAGCGAAACAAAGGGAAACCCACAGAACCGAGUACGUCUAACCCAAAUUUAGCAGCUGAAAUAAACGGUAUGACACAAAGUAUCAAUGCAGACUUGUCCACCACUAUUCCACAAUAUACCUUAUCACCACUAAUAGAAAUCACAUCGAAGUAUACUGAAACACCAAAAGCUGGUCUACAAGAAUAUGCACCACCUGAAGAUAGCGAACAACUACAGUUGGCCGGAAGCCAUUCGUUUUAUUCAAGUAGAGAUAAUAGCAUUCCAACUGCAAAACCUUUAAAACCAGCUACUUCCACGUUAGCAUGGACAGUUUCUCCUUUAAUAGACACCGAACAGGACAUAAAAACAACUACUCUAUCGCCAGUUUACUUUACUACCACCGCAGAAGACUUAGAAACUACUGAAAUCGUACAGAGGGCAAAAGAAAUGUUCAGUCACUUGAACGCAUCCGAAGCCGGAGUAUUGAUGAAUGUUAUGAAAACUGCUCAAGUUAAUGAUACAGUCAAAAGGUUGAUUUUACUGUUGGUCAAUGACUCGAACAAAGAAAAUAGCCCAGAACAGACUAGACACAAUUUAAUCGAAGCAUUGCUGGACAAUAGGAGUACUGAACAAGCGUACGACGUAUCAUCGACUUCACCGAUACCUACUUUCUUACCGUCGUCCCCGUCUGAAAUUCCAUUCGGCCAGAGAAUACAGGAAGACGGUUCGCCGGUACAGGGCGGACAAUAUAAGAGAAAAGGAGCAAGGAGAAGAGUCGUGCACAGGAGUAGGUCGGUCCCUAUUUCCACCACUCCAAUGACCUCGAAUGCUUGGCAGGGAGCUAACGACGUGGGUCCGGGACUGAGUGAUGAUUCCGACGCCCGAGCAGUUGAACUCCUCAAGUCCCUGUACUCGAUCGCAUCCAAAUGGUCGUAGUUGGACGUUUAUCCGUCGACGGUAUUUCCAUUCUGCCUGUGUCAUAACCGUGUGCAAAUCAAAUUAUUUACCAAUUGUCUUUAUAAUUUUAAUAUAAGUAUAUUAUUAUAAUUCUCAAUCGGUUCGGGAAAAAAUAACGAUCAAAGUCGAUAAACCGUAAAUAUCGGACAAAACAAUUACAUUAUACAAUAAUUCAUACACAAAAAUGCAUCACGAUUCUAUUCCAAAAUCUGAUUAUCCUUUAUAUAUUAUGCGAAAUGCUCAAUUUAAAUCAUUGCCGACUACCUAUAAAUUAUUUAAUAAUUCAAAAAUUAAAACUAAAUUUUGACCAAAAAGUUAGUCGAAGAUAGACAAAUACUUUGAUUUCCAUCCCUGAAGAUAUUGUUUAGACAGACCAUGACCCCGAGGAGGUUGAUCGACUAUAUAUUUUUAUCAUCAUAAUUAAGUUCAAUGAUAAAAUUCUAAUAAUAUAUUUCUAAAUUUCGGUAUAAUUUUAUCCAAUAUAUAGAUAUUGCACAACCAAAAUCAGAACGCACAAUUAUUAUUAAUAUAUUAUAUCUUACCGCUCCGAUGUAAAAUAAUAUAUUUGUGUAUUUUUCAAUAUUUAACAUUUCUAAUUGACAAUAUAGUCAUCUAUCUUUCGUAACGGUCGCUGUACUUAGGUAUAAUAUCAUGUAUAUUUAGCGUUUAGAAUUAAGUUGCCAUCGCCCAGUACAGAAUAUUAUUAAUUGUAAAUGUCUCGACGAUAUACGCAUAAUGUAAAUUGACUCUAGUCCUCGGUGAAUUGGCGUAUUACUGUUUUAGGCUUUCCUAAGACUUGUAUUCGUAUUGUAUACAUAUAUGUUAUUGUAUAAUUUGCUCAUAUAUCAAAAGUAGAUUUCUGUUAAGAUUCAAUUGUAAUUUUAAUUGCCUAUUGCAUAUAAAUAUACAAUGUACGUGUAGGUGUAUGUCGUGUAUUUUUGGUAUUUAAAUUUAAAAGUUAAAAUGUAUUUCUCUAUUUAUCUUUUGCACGUUAUUUCGUUUUACAUUAAGUUUAAAUCUUAUUUUGUAUAACUACCGAUAAUUAUUAUAAGUACUUACUUCUUAUCUUCUUUCAAGUUUUAACACGAAUCGAUUGUCAACCUAUAAUUUUCACCGUCAAUUGAUGGAAUGAAUGUUAUAGAUAAUUAUUUAAAUUUAUGUGUUAAAAAAUGCUUAGAUUUUUCAUUUAUUCAUAAGCAAUAUGUGAAUGCGUGUAUACGUGUGAAAUAUACGUUACACGCAUAUUAUAAUUAACUAUUAUAGUUCGUAUGAAUUGAAUAAUGAUAAUUUUAUAAUAUUUUUAAUUUACUCACACUACGAGUCAAGUUACAUUACAUGCCAUGUAAUAAUGUUA
Messenger RNA from Rhopalosiphum maidis (corn leaf aphid), 5605 nucleotides. RefSeq names its product nuclear pore complex protein DDB_G0274915 (gene thw). The record is from RefSeq and is a predicted model, not a curated record. Bases 445 to 4230 code for a protein of 1261 amino acids. Gene Ontology annotation, molecular function: chitin binding. The transcript is spliced from 7 exons. Gene Ontology annotation, cellular component: extracellular region. Lineage: Eukaryota; Metazoa; Arthropoda; Insecta; Hemiptera; Aphididae.